UACCCUGGCGUUACAAGUGCCAUGCUCUACCAAUUGAGCUACAGAGGACCACACUUAAAUUCCCAAAGGAUUUCGUCAUUUUAAAUCUGGUUACGGAGUAGCAUAAGAGAGACAAGCUAGGCUACUAUGAAACCAUUUUAGCUUACUGACAUCCUACAUUUUACGAUUUGGUCAUAACAUGAAUCAAACAUGAAUUUAUAGUCUUUACAGUAUAGUAGCCUAGCCCUCUACAGUCAUAGGACAUUGCUAUGUCAGCCAUAGUCCUACUAGAACCUUUGUGUCAUAGCUCUACCAUACCGGCGAAAAUGCAUCAGAAAAUGUAUUAGAUUAUAAUGAGAUUUAUGAAGCGUAAAUGCAGCAUUUAUAGAUAUAACACAAGCCACCAGGCGUUGUGUUGUUACUGAACAACGCAUUAAGAUAAGACAAACAGAAGCCUAUGCUUGGAAGGUUAUGGGUAGGCUAUUGUUUCGGUAGCCUAUGUCCAAUGGGCUAUAGGCUAGGCACCCUAAUGCAUUUGUUUAUGAAUAACAUCCAGUUUAUAUCCCGAUGCGGUAUUUUAAUUUCCAUUUCAUUCCAGUGCCAUAAUUCAUAACGGGUCCCAUCAGGCAGCGCUGCGCAUGACACUAUUUUGCUCUCAGUCGCCAGAGCGCGCAGAGCGCGCCUGCACUGCCUGGCAUAAUAGCGCGUGGACGCGCAUGGUGGUGCUGAUGUGAGGGGUUCUUCUGCCGCUUGAGCAAAUGUAAAAAAAAAAUUAUGGAGAGCAUUCGAAGAUUUUUCUUAGUCUAAACACAAUACUGAAUUUGUCCGCUGGUCAAAAGGGGGAAAAUAAACGACGUGCGACCAUGUGGAUAGCUAUGUAAAUUAUGCGUAAAUUGUUUUGCAGAUAGCGGGGAGUUGCUCCCUUUCCGUAACCGUAGUGGUGACAGCUGCGGGAGCCAGUGUGUGAGGGAGAAGGAGGAGUGGUGUGUGUGUCUGCUCGGUGGUGGUGUGGAGAUGGCAGCGGGGGGUUGAGAAGGCGGAUGCCGCAGACAUGCCUAGCUGGCUAUCGCCGUCUCUCUCGCUGAGAGGUUAUCGGCAACUGGUGGCUGUUGAACCGAAAGAGCGCAUAAGAAACCUCGGAACCAUUGUCAUCUACAGGGUCAGCGGCGGCAUCACAGUGUCUAUGAUCUGUCAAUCAAAUCACACGCACUGGAAUUACAUGAGUGGCGCGCGGGGUUGGGCGGACGUGCCAGAUGAACCAUCGCCAGCAGACAUGGAAAAAAGGUCAAUGCUCGUCUGAUUUUCAAUUUCAUGAUUCUGGAAGAAAGUUGAUCAUUAGGAUAUCUACCCCCAGUGCGCGCGGCACAUCCCAUGCCAUUUCGCGAUCAUCAACAAUAAAUAGUCUAUUCACAUCAAUCAAUCAUUGUGGUUAUUAGCCAGCGGCAGCGAGUAGCCUACAGACAGCCAAGGAUAUCAGCCAUCUCAUUACAGCGAUACACGCCUAUAGGACUGUAAGCACCAAGCAGCGAAUAUGAUGUGCGAGGUGAUGCCGACGAUCACUGAGGGGGACUCGGGGGGUCCUCCCCGGGGUGGAGGGGCUCAGAACGGCUCGGACCCGGAAGCCAACUUCGAGCAGCUGAUGGUCAACAUGCUGGACGAGAGAGACAAGCUGCUGGAGUCCCUGCGCGAGACCCAGGAGACACUCAUCCAAUCACAGACCAAGCUUCAGGGUGCGCUGCACGAGAGGGACGUGCUCCAGCGUCAGAUCUACGCGGCGCUACCUCAGGAGUUUGCCACUCUGACCAAGGAGCUGAACAUGUGUCGGGAACAGCUGCUGGAGAAAGAAGAGGAAAUAUCUGAACUGAAAGCUGAGAGGAACAACACCAGGCUUCUCUUGGAGCACCUGGAGUGUCUGGUGUCUCGUCACGAGCGCAGUCUGAGGAUGACGGUGGUGAAGAGACAAGCUCCUCCUCCCUCUGGGGUCUCCAGCGAGGUGGAGGUCCUCAAGGCCCUCAAGUCCCUGUUCGAACACCACAAAGCCCUGGAUGAGAAGGUGCGUGAGAGGCUUCGGGUGGCUCUUGAGAGAGUGACUACACUAGAGGGACAGUUAUCAGCCACAACUCAGGAGCUGACCGUUGUGAGGCAGAGGAAGGAGGGAGAAUCUUUGGACAGGAACGACGCAUCCAAAUCCACCUGGAAGAGGCUACCUAACGGUUCCAUAGACGCCCAUGACGAUGGGAGCCGGUCGGUGGAGCUGCAGGAGCUUCUGGAUCGGACCAAUCAGGAGCUGGCUCAGAGCCGUGAGCGUUCGGGCACGCUCAGUACACGCGUGGCAGACCUGGAGGCGGAGCUAGCCAACACUCGCCGAGACCUGAGUCGCAGCGAGGAGCUAUCAGUCAAACAACAGAGGGAACAGAGAGAGGGGCUGGCACAGAGGGAGGAUAUGGAGGAGCGGAUUACAACGUUAGAAAAACGUUACCUGGCCGCUCAGAGGGAAACCACCCACAUCCAUGACCUCAACGACAAACUGGAGAACGAACUGGUUACCAAGGACUCUCUGCACCGACAGAGUGAGGAGAAGGUGCGCCAGCUACAGGAGUUGUUGGAGUUGGCAGAGCAGAGACUGGCUCAGACCAUGAGGAAGGCUGAGACACUACCAGAGGUGGAGGCAGAGUUAGCACAGAGGGUGGCAGCCCUCACCAAGGCUGAGGAGCGACAUGGCAACGUGGAGGAGAGACUCAGACAGCUGGAGUCACAACAGGAGGAGAAGAACCAGGAACUGGGCAGGGCACGUCAGAGAGAGAAGAUGAAUGAAGAACAUAACAAGCGUUUGUCUGACACAGUGGACCGUCUGCUCACUGAGUCUAACGAGAGACUGCAGCUCCACCUUAAAGAACGCAUGGCAGCACUGGAGGACAAGAACUCCCUGAUUCAGGAUCUGGAGAACUCCCAGAAACAGCUGGAGGAGUUCCACCACACCAGGGAGCGUUUGAUUGGUGAGAUUGAGAAGAUGCGGAAUGAGAUCGACCACUUGAAACGCCGAAGCGGAGUGUUUGGAGAUGGAUCACACCCACGGUCUCACAUGGGCAGUGCCAGCGACCUGCGUUUCUCAGUGGUAGAGGGGCAGGAUGGACACUACAGCUCUGCGGUCAUCAGACGGGCACAGAAGGGGCGCCUGGCAGCGCUACGCGACGAACCCAACAAGGUGUGUGCGGUGUGUGAGCAGGACUACUCGUCUCUACGCAGCAGCGUCAGUCACCUCCUGGGCAGUGACAUGGAGGCGGAGUCAGACCUAGAUGAUGAUGUUAGCUCCGUCCUCCUGUCACCCAGCGGCCAAUCAGAUGCACAGACUCUGGCUCUGAUGUUGCAGGAGCAGCUGGAUGCCAUCAAUGAGGAGAUCAGGAUGAUCCAAGUGGAGAGGGAGUCUGCUGACCUCAGGGCAGAUGAGAUAGAGUCUCGUGUGAACAGCGGUAGCAUGGACGGACUCAACGUUACACUCCGCCCCCGAACCAUGCCCACCUCAGCCACUGCCCAAUCCCUGGCCUCCUCCUCGUCCCCGCCCAACAGCGGACGCUCCACCCCCAAACACAACACCCACAAUGCCAGCCACCAGCUGGGAAUCAUGACCCUGCCUAGCGACUUAAGGAAACACCGCAGGAAAAUAGCAUCUCCAGUGGAAGCUCGUGAGGAUAAGGCUACUAUCAAAUGUGAGACAUCUCCCCCCUCCUCCCCCCGCAGUCUGAGACUGGAGACCAACUUCGCCCAGCUCACUGGCAGUCUGGAGGACGGACGAGGGGGUAAAGCGAAGAAGGGCAUCAAGUCGUCUAUAGGUCGUCUGUUUGGGAAGAGCAAGGAGAAGGGCAGGAUGGAGGGAGGAGGGACACUGGGGAGGGAGGGACAGCCUCUACCUGCCCUGAUGCCGGGAGUAGACUUUGAGAUGACCAUCGGAGACACCAUGACUCUGGGCAAGCUGGGCACCCAGGCAGAGAGAGACCGCAGGAUGAAGAAGAAACAUGAGCUGCUUGAGGAGGCCAGGAGGAGAGGACUGCCCUUCGCCCAGUGGGAUGGACCCACCGUGGUCUCCUGGCUAGAGCUGUGGGUGGGUAUGCCUGCCUGGUACGUGGCAGCGUGUCGUGCCAACGUGAAGAGCGGUGCCAUCAUGUCAGCCCUGUCUGACACAGAGAUCCAGAGGGAGAUUGGCAUCAGUAACCCCCUGCACCGCCUCAAACUACGCCUGGCCAUACAGGAGAUGGUCUCCUUAACCAGCCCCUCUGCCCCGCUCACCUCAAGAACGUCCUCUGGAAAUGUGUGGUUAACUCAUGAAGAGAUGGAGAACCUGGCUUCCUCCACUAAAGCGGAGAAUGAGGAGGGCAGCUGGGCUCAGACUCUGGCGUACGGGGAUAUGAACCAUGAGUGGAUAGGUAAUGAGUGGCUGCCCAGCCUGGGUCUGCCUCAGUACCGCUCCUACUUCAUGGAGUGUCUGGUGGACGCCCGCAUGCUAGACCACCUCACCAAGAAAGACCUCCGCACACACCUCAAGAUGGUCGACAGCUUCCACAGGGCCAGUCUGCAGUAUGGGAUUAUGUGCUUGAAGAGACUCAAUUACGACAGGAAGGACCUGGACCGUCGUAGAGAGGAGAGCAUGCAUGACAUGAAAGAUGCGCUAGUGUGGACCAAUGAGCAGGUGGUCCACUGGGUCCAGAGUAUAGGUCUGAAGGACUACAGUACCAACCUGAUGGAGAGUGGAGUCCAUGGGGCUCUCAUUGCUUUGGAUGAGACCUUCGACUACAGCAGCCUGGCUCUCAUACUGCAGAUCCCCAUGCAGAACACACAGGCUCGGCAGGUUCUGGAGAGAGAAUUCAACAACGUCCUGGCCCUGGGCACUGACCGCCGAUUGGAGGAGAGUGGGGAUGAUAAGACGUUCCGCCGCUCUCCAUCGUGGCGUAAACGUUUCAGAGCGCGGGAGGGAGGUGGGGGAAUGGGCAUGAUGGCGGGCUCCAUGGAAACACUGCCCGCUGGGUUCCGUAUGCCCUCCAUGUCCAUGCCCCCGUCUAUGGCCCUGGUGCCCAAGAAACAGCUGCAACCAGAAGCUCCUCCCCCGGCUCCCCAGAGACUCGACCCCUCUGCUGUACGGACGUACUCAUGCUAACUCCACUCCACUUACUAACAGGAGCUAACGCUAACAGUGCAUUCCCAUUAUCUGUAUGGACACAUGCUUGCGGCCUUUCGAGAGUGACAUGCCGAAUUUGGGAGAGAUCUUGACGUUUAGGGACCUGUAUCCAGCGUCACCUCUCACCUUCUCCGUGGGACACGUGCAAUACGGAGGUGACCUCUGACUUUUUGACCUUUGAACUCUGACCGUGCUCAAUGGCCACACUCACUGCUGUAAAGGAGACUCGGCCUAGUCUCUAUUCCCAGUAAACCCAGUACCCCCAGUAGCCUUGUUGUUGUGGUGUUGUGCUCCCGCGUAGUCCUAAUUCCUAAUCUGUGGGUUCUAGUCCUAAUUCCUAAUCUGUGGGUUCUAGUCCUAAUUCCUAAUCUGUGGGUUCUAGUCCUAAUUCCUAAUCUGUCGGUACUAGUCCUAAUUCCUAAUCUGUGGGUUCUAGUCCUAAUUCCUACUCUGUGGAUUCUAGACCUAAUUCCUAAUUUGUGGGUACUAGUCUAACUCUAGUCUAACUCCUGGGUGUUUCCCACCUACACGUCGUCCCCUCUCGGUUAUGCAAGGUAUUCAUCAUUUAUUGUCUCUCUUUGUAAAUAAAAUGGAUGACAUAUGUUUUUUUAUAUAAAUAUAUAUAAAUAUAUAUAUUGGAAUUAUAUAUGGAGAAUAUUAUAAUAAUAUCAUUGCUGUAUGAAACCCAAUGCCCUGUAUUCGGUGGUGACUGUUCUAUUUGUGUGUUGGACCUCUGUGUGUCUUAUAUGCUGUCAGUGUCUGGAAUGCCAGUUAUAUGAGGGACUCACUAAGCAGGGGUCUGUUACUCUAUGUCAAUACUACUACUAUGAUUCUCAGCCACAGGUUCUUGGGUCCAGACCUAAACGGUUCAGUUACCUUUCCUGCCUUUUAUCCCCUACUUUCCUUCUCUCUUGUCAUAUCUCCUUUCCUCCUUCCCCAUCUCCUUUCCUCCUUCCCCAUCUCCUUUCCUCCUUCCUCAUCUCCUUUCCUCCUUCCCUUUCUCCACUUGUUUCCUCCUUUCCUUCCUUUAUUUUACACUAUGUGGCUAUCAUGAGUAGAGUAAGUGAUCCUGUAGAUAUGAGAGGGUACAGUAUGAGCUGUGUGUGUAAAUGAAAGCAAUAGGCUCAAAUAUUUUAGACUUAAGGGAAACAGCAUGUUAUGAAAGCCAAACCCUAGACUAACCUCCAUGGAUGGAUGGUGUUGUUUUUCUCUACUUCGUUUCAAAUCAAACAGUAAAUUGCUGCUAGGCAUCAGCCAAAUAAAAUCCUCACAAACAGGACACCUGACAGAGACAGUGAUGAUGCCAUAUAUGGACUUUUCCCCUGCCGCCCCCUUCCUGUCCAGUUGCCAUGGGGAUGUGAAAGUGGCCAAUGAUGCUGCCUGAGCACUAGCAAGUGUUGUGUGUAUGCCCUCCUCUCCUCCAAUGAGAGAGCUCUAUCAGUGAACUAGUGAAGUGUUGGAUGGGUGUAUUCCUUUUUAUUUUACAGCCAAUGUUUUAAAGGUGUCUAAAAGGUGUAAUGUGCUACUGUGGCAGCUAUGAGUACUGUAUGUGUAUUUAUUCCAGGUGUGAAAUUAUGCUGACAAAUCAAGAUUUUAUUAUUUGGCUAUUUAAAAAGUGUAUUGUAUUUAUGACACUAUAGACAUAAGUAAAGCUGUUUUUUUAAAAGAUAAA
Molecule: messenger RNA, 6821 nt
Organism: Coregonus clupeaformis (lake whitefish)
Lineage: Eukaryota; Metazoa; Chordata; Actinopteri; Salmoniformes; Salmonidae
Product: liprin-alpha-4
Exons: 30
Coding region: 1511-5128 (1205 amino acids)
Biological process (GO): synapse organization
Cellular component (GO): presynaptic active zone
Molecular function (GO): protein binding
Source: RefSeq, a predicted model, not a curated record